AUGGCUUACCCUUUCCAACUAGGCUUCCAAGACGCCACUUCACCCAUCAUAGAAGAACUCCUACACUUUCACGAUCACACCUUAAUAAUCGUAUUCUUAAUCAGCUCUUUAGUGUUAUAUAUCAUUUCACUCAUACUAACAACAAAACUGACACACACUAGCACAAUGGAUGCCCAAGAAGUAGAAACAAUUUGAACAAUCCUACCCGCUAUUAUUCUAAUUCUUAUUGCCCUUCCAUCAUUACGAAUCCUUUAUAUAAUAGACGAAAUUAAUAACCCAGCCUUAACCGUAAAAACCAUAGGACAUCAAUGAUACUGAAGCUACGAGUAUACAGACUAUGAAGACCUCACCUUUGACUCAUAUAUAAUCCCCACAUCAGAUCUUAAACCUGGAGAAAUACGACUACUAGAAGUAGACAAUCGAGUUGUUCUACCAAUAGAAAUAACAAUCCGAAUAUUAGUAUCCUCUGAAGACGUACUGCACUCAUGAGCCGUCCCAUCCCUCGGUUUAAAAACAGAUGCUAUCCCAGGACGACUAAACCAAACAACUCUAAUAUCCACACGACCUGGCCUUUAUUACGGACAGUGCUCAGAAAUCUGUGGAUCAAACCACAGCUUCAUGCCCAUUGUACUUGAACUUGUCCCAUUAAAGUACUUCGAAAAAUGGUCAACAUCAAUAUUAACAGGUU
Molecule: messenger RNA, 688 nt
Organism: Sus scrofa (pig)
Lineage: Eukaryota; Metazoa; Chordata; Mammalia; Artiodactyla; Suidae
Source: the annotation of a RefSeq genome assembly